This is a messenger RNA of Rubroshorea leprosula, 685 nucleotides long. Lineage: Eukaryota; Viridiplantae; Streptophyta; Magnoliopsida; Malvales; Dipterocarpaceae. The record is from the annotation of a GenBank genome assembly.
CAAGCCUCAAAAGUAAGUGUUUUGGUUAAUGCUAUUUUCUAAUUUACAGAAGCUCUCAUUCUACAAAACUAAAAUCUUCAACCCCAAAAGUUAAUUUUUCAUCAUAUUCUUUAACUUUGAAGAAGAAUUAAAAGAAAAAGAAGAAGAAAAAUUCCCUUUGUGUUUUAGUUGAUGUUGGGACUCCACAAAAAAAGCAAGUAAAUGGUAGUAAUAUUGCUUACAUGGAGUUACAUAUUGAAGAUCAAAGCGGCAGUAGCAAUAGCAGAUGGCUCCGGUGGUAGCAGCAGCAGAUGGCUCCAGCAGCAAUAGCAGAGCAGAUGGCUUUGGUUGUUCAACGGUAGCAGCAGCAGAUGGGUCCGGUGGUGGCAACAGCAUAUGGGUCCGGCAACAACAACAAAUGGCUCUGGUGGCGGCAAUAGCACUAGCAACAGAGGAGAUGGAUUCGACAGCAGCAACAGCAGAGGAAACUGAAGUUGAGAUGGAGGUGAGAGAUGUGUGAAGCUGCAGACAAGAGAUGUGAGAUUGAGUGAUGGGAAUUAAAAUAAAUUAGGGUUAGGGUUAAAUGUAGGGGAAUGGGUUGGGUUGGGAGUUGGGUUGGGUUGGAUAGAAUUGGGUUAAAUUUAAUUGUAAUUGGAUUGGAUUUGGGUUUGGGUUUGAGUUUAAAGAAUAAAUUAAUUUUAAAAUA